AUGGACACUCGGCAGCGUUUCCGACCCCUUGCCUCCGAGAACAACAUUGCACCCAGCCUGCACCACCGUCACAAGUCUACCGGAAGCCUCGCCGGCAUGGUGUCCGCCGCCACCGCGGGCUUCCGCGGCCCAGCCAAGCGUGCUGCCUUUGGCGAUGUGACCAAUACGUCCAGGCACUCUGCUGCUCAUGAAGGUGCCAAAGCUGGCCUCAAAGCCCAGUCUGCCGCUAUCUCGACGCAUGGCCCCAUCGGUUCGAAUCUGAACAAGGAGAAUGCUGCCUACAGCAAGGAUUCUCUGUCUCGCGCAGCUCUUCGCUCCGGUGCUCUUGGCAACAAAAUCAUCAAGCCUCUUUCUGAGAGCCAAUCAAUCCAAGCGCCCAAGCCUCCUGCUCACCAGCAGCAACCUCUUGCUCACCAUGACAUCGAGGUCUCUGUAAACCUGCCUCUUACACGAUUCUCCAAGGAGAAGCACGACCAGGUCUCUGCCCUUCUUGAGACCAACACAUCACACGCUGCAAAGCAACCUCGACACUACAGGAGCCAGCCUCAACUUAAACUGCAGCAACCCUCCCUGCGUAGAACGCAGAGCAAGUUUUUCGAAAAGAUUGACUACGAGUCAUCACAUCUCGACAUUCCGGAAGAGCCUGAGCUUGACGAGCUGCACGUUCCUGCUCUCGAGCAGGCGAGCGGCCACACCGUUUAUUUCGACACGGGCCCAUACCAUAUCGACUCUGAAUCACAGCUACCAGCGCUUGCGGCUGACGCGAUGCCACUUCUGGCUAACGGCUCUGCUGUUGCAGAGACUCGGCCCACCACCGGCCAUUCAUAUAAAGAAUCAUCAUACCCUGCUCUUUCAGAACCUGAAGAGUGGGACGAAGAAGAAGACGAGGAAUACGACGACCAGGAUCAAGCCUACACGACUGCGCAUAGUUUCCGAUCAAGAGACUACAACACUGUUGGUGCCACAACCUUACUUGCUCCUCGCGUGACGGCCCGCAUCCAGCGUGAGCUGGAGGAGGCUAGAUUCGAAGUGGAGAACUCAAGAUUUGCAGACGAUUUUGAGGAAGAGGCCUGGGAUGUCAGCAUGGUGGCCGAGUAUGGUGACGAAAUCUUUGACUAUCUGCGCGAGCUUGAGAUCAAAUUGCUUCCCAACCCCCACUACAUGGAGAUGCAAACAGAGAUUCAAUGGUCCAUGCGCUCGGUCCUGAUGGACUGGCUGGUGCAAGUCCACAGCCGGUUUGCUCUGCUGCCAGAGACGCUAUAUCUCACUGUCAAUUACAUCGACCGCUUCCUGUCCUACAAGAUCAUCUCGGUAACCAAACUGCAGCUCGUCGGCGCCACGGCCUUGCUCGUUGCGUCCAAGUACGAGGAAAUCAACUGCCCGUCGAUGGAUGAAAUCGUCUUCAUGGUCGACAAUGGCUACUCUCCGGAAGAGAUUCUCAAGGCUGAGCGCUUCAUGCUUAGCAUGCUCAACUUUGAGCUCGGCUGGCCGGGCCCAAUGAGUUUCCUGCGCAGAGUCAGCAAGGCUGAUGACUAUGAUCUGGAUACGCGUACGCUGGCCAAGUACUUUCUCGAGCUCACUAUUAUGGACGAGAGAUUCGUGGCCUCACCGCCCAGCUUCCUCGCAGCUGGUGCGCACUGCCUGUCAAGGCUAAUACUUAACAAGGGUGACUGGACCAAGGCCCACGUCUACUUUUCUGGCUAUACCUGGAGCCAGCUCAAGCCGCUCGUAACGAUGCUGAUCGAAUGCUGCGAGCAUCCUCGGUUGCACCAUGCAGCGGUCUAUGAGAAAUACCGCGAGAAGAGGUUCAAGGAGGCUGCAACGAUGGUGCAGCACGCUCUGGACAGCGGAUUCACACUACCACAUCACACGGCGCCGAUUCGGGCGUCGAAAUCUCACCCAGUGCAACCGCACGACACUUUGGAACAUUUACAGUAUACAAGCGGGCUUUUACCGCCAGUUGAGGGAUAA
Molecule: messenger RNA, 1971 nt
Organism: Akanthomyces muscarius
Lineage: Eukaryota; Fungi; Ascomycota; Sordariomycetes; Hypocreales; Cordycipitaceae
Exons: 4
Coding region: 1-1971 (656 amino acids)
Biological process (GO): mitotic cell cycle phase transition; regulation of cyclin-dependent protein serine/threonine kinase activity
Cellular component (GO): cytoplasm; centrosome; cyclin-dependent protein kinase holoenzyme complex
Molecular function (GO): cyclin-dependent protein serine/threonine kinase regulator activity
Source: RefSeq, a predicted model, not a curated record